AUGACCACCAGUGCUCCAAUGAAUACGCGUAAACGCAAGAAUCUAACUCCGAGUGAACGGGCGGAAGUCAUUGCCUUCCUACUGAAAGUCAGCAUCGAACUAGAGCCUCCGAUAGGUGCUAUUGCGGCGUGCUCGACUAAAUAUGAGUGCAGUGACGACCAGAUCGCCCGUCUGUGGCGCCGGGCCCUUCAAGACAUCAAGAGCGGCAAUGCCAUUAACUACGACAGUGACAGGAAGGGCAAGAGCGGCCGGAAGACGCGGUUAACGGAGGAGUUCCGCCACGACCUCAGCCACGCUAUCGAACUUACGCCAUUUGAGGAACGAACUGACAUUCGCACUUUAGCGAGUUCCCUCGGUAUUGCCAAGUCGAGUCUUCACGAUUACUUUCUUGCUGGUGCAUUUCGACGUCACACCACGCGGCUAAAGCCGUUAUUGUCGGAUCAACAUCGGGCUGAUCGACUCAAGUUCGCCUACGGAUUUGUACAUCGGGGUCCACGCAAUACGCGAGUGUUCGACAGCUUCAUGAACUACGUUCACUUAGAUGAAAAAUGGUUCUAUCUGAAGAAGGAGAACCAGCGAUUCUAUCUGGGAACGCACGAGGAACCUCCCCAUCUUACUGUCAAAAACAAAAACUACAUCGUCAAGGUCAUGUUCCUAGUUGCUGUUGCGCGCCCGCGGUGGGACAGUAAGCGUCACCGGAUUUGGGACGGCAAGAUUGACCUAUGGCCAUUCGUUGUGUACGAGCCGGCCGAACGAUCCAGUAAAAACCGACCGGCCGGCACACUGGAGCUAAAGACCUACAAUGUCGACAAGGACGUGUACCGCCAGGCAUUGUGCCGGAUGGUCAUACCGAGCGUCAAAGCGGUUUGGCCAUCGGGCAAGCGCGUGUUUCUUCAGCAUGACAAUGCUAAGCCACACGUGGCUGCGGACGAUCCCGAAGUGGUUGCUGCUUGUAGUGAUGGCGUCCAUGAACGUCGAUGGCUGUAA
Molecule: messenger RNA, 987 nt
Organism: Phytophthora nicotianae INRA-310
Lineage: Eukaryota; Oomycota; Peronosporomycetes; Peronosporales; Peronosporaceae
Exons: 2
Coding region: 1-987 (328 amino acids)
Molecular function (GO): nucleic acid binding
Source: RefSeq, a predicted model, not a curated record